This is a messenger RNA of Raphanus sativus (radish), 1751 nucleotides long. RefSeq names its product probable E3 ubiquitin-protein ligase RHG1A. The transcript has 6 exons. NCBI's taxonomy places the organism in Eukaryota, Viridiplantae, Streptophyta, Magnoliopsida, Brassicales, Brassicaceae. The record is from RefSeq and is a predicted model, not a curated record. Gene Ontology annotation, molecular function: ubiquitin protein ligase activity. The coding region runs from base 244 to 1515 and encodes 423 amino acids.
AUCAUAACUGUUCUUAUCACUGACUGACCAGCCUUUUUUAUAACUCCCCCUUCAGAUUCAUUACCAUCAGGCAUCAGCUUUCUUUCUUACUUUAGUUUUCCUUAUAAAAAAAUUAAUAAUUUGGUUAAAUGGAAAAUCACAUACACAUUGCGGUCUCUCCCUAAUAAUCCUCUCGUCUGUUCCCAUCUGUGCUUCGUUUUCUCUCUGCAACAAACCGUCUGGUGAGUUAAAGUUUUAGCCGAGAUGCAGAGAGAGAGGGCCAUUCUCGGCUAUUUAUCAGAGGCCUUGAACUUCGAUCACGGUUCUACCUCAAGUAAUGGUGCCAUAGAUCACUGGGACAACGACUUGCACGAGUACAUGAUUGCAAAUUCUGAACCAAGUCACGAGCAACAACAAGAUGAGGCUGGCUCUAGUGGCACCAAGAACGAAGCUUCCUCCAGUCACAGUGAGCAACAAAGAAGAAACGAGAUAAUCGACUUAGACUCGGAUUCUGAACAACCAUCUGCCCCCACCAAUCAACAUGUUCAGAACUCAAACUCUCCUGCUAUUAUUCACAUACCAUCUGUUUCGAGGAAUCUGCUAAUGCUACCACCGUUUCAAUGGACGGAGGUAGUACCAUCAUCAACCUCUUCUACUGUACCUGUUGAGAGAGAUGAAACCAGGCCAAGAAGCAUACCAGAGAGUCGUCCCUUGCUUAUUCCAGCUCCUGAGCUUGGGACCAGCAGAGAUGCAACAAGUGGAAACCUGAGUGUUGCAUCAUCAGUAUCCAGGACAGGUGUUCAACCACCAUCUUACCAGAACUUACCACUUCAGCAGAGAAGAAGAUUCGAAGUAGCACCUCGUAGGUCAUUGAUUUCUUCCCUUGCAGGAUCUGGUGAUGAUCAUCCUGUGGCCCCUCCGGAUGGGCUUGUGCUUCAGCCUGGUGGCGAUAACAGUCAAAUGCCUCACUCGAGGGCGGGUCUGUGGCUAGAUAGACAAGGGGAUGAUAGUGUGGCUGGGACUCCUCGUUCUUUUCGUGCCUUGGCAGCUUCAAGCAGGGGAAGAAGCAGACUUACUGUGUCCCAGAUGCACAACAUCUUGGAUGUCAUGCGUAGGGAUCCGAAUCAUAAUUUACGGCUUGAGGACGUUAUGCUUCUAAACUCGUCAUUGCUGUUUGAUGGGGCUGCUGGUAUUAUGCAUGACCGUUACAGAGACAUGCGACUUGAUGUAGACAACAUGUCAUAUGAGGAACUGUUGGCACUAGAAGAGCGUAUUGGAGAUGUUUGUACUGGUGUAAACGAAGAAACCAUAUCAAACCGGUUGCAACAGCGUAAAUUCAAAAGCAGCACACAAGAUGCAGCAGCUCCAUGCUGUAUUUGUCAGGAGGAAUACAGUGAAGGAGAAGAGAUGGGGAGGUUAGAAUGUGGGCAUGAUUUUCAUAGCCAAUGCAUAAAAGAAUGGCUGAAACAGAAGAAUCUUUGCCCAAUUUGCAAGACGACAGGCUUGAACGCUGGGAAGAAGCGGAAAAUAGGAUGAAUGAGAGAUUGUAUUCAAAAGAGCUUCGUUUUUGUUUAUUGUAUUCAAAAGAGAAUGAAGUAACAAAAGGGGCUCUCUCACAGGCAUGAUUUGGGUGGUGGAAAGAUAUGAGUGAAGGGAAAGUUGAGAGAAUAAACUUCUUUUUUUCUGUAAUUGUUUGGAUAAUUUAUUUUACUCAUUUGUCAAUGAAUUAUUAUGAAUAUCCAUUGAAAGAAGGAGGAAGCUGAGUUGGCUGA